CAACUUGGUACCGCACUAGGUACAACUUGGGGUCACCCUGUACCGUUUUUUAGAGCUUUAUUUUUGUUGUCACGUUGUUGUUGUUGUGAUCCGGAUUUGAAUUCUGUUCGCGGAUUGAGUCACUCGCGAAAAAUGGAAAAUUCCCUCUUCGACAUCGAUGGCAGUGUUCUGGAAGGGGGAGGACAAAUUCUGCGGAUGGCUUUGUGCUUCAGCGCGCUCACAAGAACACCGGUGAGGAUCCGGCAGAUCCGACACGGUCGCAAAAAGCCGGGCCUGGCCGCUCAACAUCUGGCCGGAGUGGAGCUGCUGCGUGAUAUGUGCCAGGGCCGUGUUAAUGGAGCAUCUCUAGGCUCAACGGAAAUCGAAUUCUAUCCGAGCCAAAUCGGCCAGGGAAAAUUUUGUGGACACGUCCAAACGGCAGGGAGCAUUUCACUUUUGCUGCAGGCUGCGCUGCCAUUAGCCAUCUUCGCUCCCGGGCCCGUUACACUCGAUUUACGUGGUGGCACCAACGCAGAUAUGGCCCCACAGGUGGACUUUCUGUCGGAGAUAUUUCGCCCGAACUUGGAACGAUUCGGGGCAUCAUUCGAUUUUGAUCUCAUCCGACGAGGAUACUUCCCCAAGGGAGGUGGCCAUUGCAGUGUCGCUGUGAGGCCGGUACACUCCCUUCGUCCGGUUCAACUAACGGAUGUCGGAAGGGUGCAAAGAUACUUCGGCUGGAGCUACGUUGCAGGAUCGCUACCAUUAAAGAUUGCACUCGAAAUGUUGAAUGGCGCGAGAUCGGUGCUGCAGCAGAUUGGCCCCGCUACUAUCGACAUUCAAGUUUACAAAGAAAGCCCCGAUGUGGCACCAGAAGGAAACUCUUCCGGGAUUAUAUUAGGCUGUGAGACGAACACCGGUGCCAUUCUGGGUGGAUCCGCACUCGGUGGUCGAGGGAAACAGAAUGGCCAGUGUGGAGUGGAAGCUGCCCAGGAGAUUCAAAGCGCGAUUCAAGCCAGUGCUUGCGUUGACCGGCACGUUCAGGACAUGGUGAUCAUUCUGAUGGCACUGGCAGACGGUCGUAGCCGUAUCCGAACGGAACCGUUGACCAUGCACACCAAAACGGCUAUCUACAUAUCGGAGCUGAUGACAAAGGCAAAAUUUAACAUAAUUGAAGACAGCGGCCAGAAUGUGAUAAUCGAGUGUGACGGUAUAAGUUUACUGAAUCCGUUUCAGUAGCAUCGCUUUAAUGACCACAUUAAGCAUUAAGAAUAUGAACCAACACAGAAAGGUCGGUGCGCAAGACUGAACUGAAAAGAAGAUUGAAAUGAUCCUGUGGUUAGCUUAUACCAUGAAAAUACUUCUCUAAAGUUUCAACAUUACGCAUUUGCUUUAAAGCAUCGUUCCAUUGUCCAUACUCCCAUUGCCGGCCUUUGGCGAAAUAUAUUUCUCGAUAUUAAGUAACUCGUA
This is a messenger RNA of Anopheles aquasalis, 1446 nucleotides long. RefSeq names its product RNA 3'-terminal phosphate cyclase (gene Rtca). The record is from RefSeq and is a predicted model, not a curated record. NCBI's taxonomy places the organism in Eukaryota, Metazoa, Arthropoda, Insecta, Diptera, Culicidae. Gene Ontology annotation, cellular component: nucleus. Gene Ontology annotation, molecular function: RNA-3'-phosphate cyclase activity. Gene Ontology annotation, biological process: RNA processing.